AACCCUCCCGCAAGCCCUCGUCGUUCUUUCCUUUCUCCUCUUCCUGGCCGCCCCUUCACUCGUCUCUGCUGCCCUGCCCCGACGAAGUGUUCACUUUCCUCGCACCGACGAGGCAUACCCUCCGCUCUCUCACCCUUUGGUUCCUCGCUGCUCAGCCAUCUGCCGCUCCGACGUAUUCGCGACAACGUGUUGCUCCACCGCUGCCUCGAAGCGGCCACUGUGGUUUGGUUUCCUCUUUGCGACGGUUGGGGUGGAGACCUGCCGCAUACUGCUCGUCGCCACUUUCCCGACUUCGGAUCUCCCUCAGCCACCGCCAAGCAUUGGUCGGCUCUGCCACUGUUAUAGGGGAAGAGAAUGGUGGGGCUGUCGGAGGGAGAGAAGCGCUUCAUACGGGGCGGGAUUGCACAGGAUCUCCGCACCGAUGGCCGCCAAAGACUCCACUACCGGCCCAUAUCUGUUGAAACAGGGGUCAUUCCUCAGGCAAAUGGUUCUGCUCGAGUUAGAUUGGGUGCAACCGAUGUGAUUGUAAGCAUCAAGGCAGAAUUAGGGAAGCCACACCCUCUUCAACCCGACAAAGGGAAAGUUGCCAUUUUCAUUGACUGCAGCCCAACAGCAGCACCCAUGUUUGAGGGAAGGGGAGGUGAAGAACUGUCUACAGAGCUCUCAUUUGCUCUCCAGAGAUGCCUACUAGGUGGAAGGAGUGGAGCAGGGGCUGGAAUUGACCUCUCAUCACUAGUCAUUGUUGAGGGCAAGGUAUGCUGGGAUUUGUACAUUGAUGGACUUGUUGUGAGUUCAGAUGGAAACCUACUUGAUGCAUUGGCUGCUGCUAUCAAGGUAGCUUUGAGCAAUACAGGCAUUCCAAAGGUCACCGUCAAUCUUGGAGCUUCACCUAAUGACCAACCAGACGUCGACGUCAGUGAUGAAGAGUUCUUGCAGUUUGACACUAGUGGAGUACCCGUCAUAGUGACUUUAACUAAGGUCAGCAGGCACUACAUUGUAGAUGCAACCUCGGAAGAGGAGUCUCAAAUGAGCUCUGCGGUGUCUAUUUCCGUGAAUCGGCAUGGCCACAUCUGUGGGUUGACGAAACGAGGGGGUGCAGGCUUAGACCCCAGUGUUAUUCUUGACAUGAUAUCGGUAGCAAAGCAUGUCGGGGAGCAGCUGAUGUCGUUACUGGAUUCAGAGAUUGCUGCUGCAGAAGCAUCCGCUGAGGACCAGUAAUUUGCUUUCUCCUCCCAACAGAAGAGAGCCUAACAAAUGUUUGGUCACUUUCCUUCUGGCAGAUCAAUUUUCUGAGUGUCAGUGGAAAUGUUGGGGGCAGAUGCAACUUCUGUCAUGUUAUCAAAGCUAUUUACUCCUUAAGAUUCCUGCCCCGACUCUCGUAACCUUGCUGCAAAAUGGUUCCUAAUUUGAGACCGUAAGCUGUUGCCAUCCCCAUCAAGUGAUGUUGUGUGGAGAUUUUGCUUGAAUACCAUUUUUAACUAGAAGCAAGAAGAAUCGCUUUGAUAACUCUCA
Messenger RNA from Musa acuminata AAA Group (dessert banana), 1512 nucleotides. RefSeq lists its product as uncharacterized. Lineage: Eukaryota; Viridiplantae; Streptophyta; Magnoliopsida; Zingiberales; Musaceae. Gene Ontology annotation, biological process: nuclear mRNA surveillance; U4 snRNA 3'-end processing; exonucleolytic trimming to generate mature 3'-end of 5.8S rRNA from tricistronic rRNA transcript (SSU-rRNA, 5.8S rRNA, LSU-rRNA). Gene Ontology annotation, cellular component: nuclear exosome (RNase complex); cytoplasmic exosome (RNase complex). The transcript has 8 exons. The record is from RefSeq and is a predicted model, not a curated record. The coding region runs from base 355 to 1218 and encodes 287 amino acids. Gene Ontology annotation, molecular function: mRNA 3'-UTR AU-rich region binding.